CCGAUGAAGAUGUGGGAACUGCAGCGUGUGCUGCACUGGCAACAACAGGCGUGAACGCUUCCGCCAUAAUUGCGGCUGCGGUCACGAACAGAGACGCGACAAAUUAUCUGUACCCGACGUUGCUGCAGAACGACACGACGAAUUUGAGUCAGCUUAUUAUGGGCGGGGGUCUUCGAUGAGUUAUACUGUUAAUACCCGGUAGAAUAGUUUAUAGAACGGAUGUAGGAUGGACUUGGAUGGAUCGGAUGGACCCCCCUGAUUCUUCCGAUCCUACUUGAAAUGGUGGGAAGUCCAUCCGAUCCAUCCGAUCCACCCCAUCCCGGAUCUGGCACGCCUAUAUAUUAUUCAAUCAAAUAGAUUUAUUAGAUUUGUGCGACCGCCUUCGUCUUUCGUCUAAUCUGCCAUUCCCAAACGGCGUGUAUGCCCCAACCACCGUCACCAAUGAAUGCCGACCUGGCCGUAUCCGCAAUCUCGUUGGUGGAGAUGUCCUUGGCGCAACAGGGGCCGUCAAAUCCGCAUUUGAAUCAUCCACAACGCAGUCUCUAGGACACAUUGCGAGGCUUUCGGUUGCUCUGGACACUCCAUAUGGAGUGACGGCUUCCUACAACUUCGGAUUCGCAAACUUGCUAAUUGGCGACACAAACAAUCAUAGAAUCGUUGAAUAUGCGGUUGAAGGCCAUGCGGAAUACACCAUCCGCUUUUGGAUACUGCUGUCCGGAACGGAUCGAGACGAAAUCAUCAAAGACUCACCGCUGAUUCUGAAUACCACUUUGUACAAUUAUGGGAUUUUUUCGGUUUAUGUUUUUUUUUUCGGAUCCAUGUUCUGUUCACUUUACUGCCAAGAAAGCCAAAAACCACCAUUUUUUUUGUUACUGAAUAUUUGGCUAUGUUGAUGAUGAGUGGCUGAUGACAGACUAUGGAGUCUAUGUAGUUGAUACUGAGUGGCUGUUGUUGUUCACUCAUCAACCCUAUAGUUCAAGCGCUGUCUUUCUAACAGAAGUUCUUGGGUCCCCGUGCAGCAGGGUAUAAACCCGACCUUUUAGCAGCCGGACUAUAUUCGCCAAGUAUGACAGCUUUAAGAGCAUCAUGGAAAAUUUGAUAUUGAGAGCUGACAUCUGGCGACCUUCGAAGGUUCUUUCGAGUACAGAUCUCAGCAGCACAACUCUGCUUUUCCUUAACAAACACCGCCCUUUCAUUUCCCGCCGCUGGUAGUUCGUCCACUUCGGAUUUCGAUUUGUGUGAUGCGCAAGACAUAGAAACUAAGAGCCAACAACACAAACUACGAGAAGCAGCGAAGACAGUUGUCGAUGAAAUCUGUUCCCAUGUUUGCGACGAUAGCGAAUAUUUGGCCACGGCGAGUGGGGGGUUUGAGUUAAGCAAAUUGAGAAGGGUAGCGCAAGAGGCAUUUCACCAAGCUCUCGAUUACUACAACCAUUUUUUUUCUAAGCAAAGGAAGUUACUUCGGUUUUGGUUCCAGUUCGAAGUGCUGCUACGACGGUUGUGGCUAUUGUGUGAAUAGUUGCGUGUCCAAUUUCCUAGCUUUGGAAGCGGCCCAAGCAAGUACGGCUCGUUGCAUCGCCAAAUACGAACUAGAUCGUUGUCUACGCAACAGUCCCGAAUGCGCCAGUGCGACCACUGCCUUGACACAAAACUACGAGAACAAUGGAAAGAACGCUACGGACCUCUGCCCUGGGAUGCAGACGGCGAUGUAUGGAAGAGGUAUUUCAAGACUAUCAGAGUGAAGAUUGUUGGAAUUAUACUUGGGCCGGCAAGUGGUUGAGGCACUUGAGCUCUGCCCACUUGAGGCAGACAAGGGACCCUGCCUCUUGAGGCACGUAAGGGACUGCGCCCCUUGAAGCACUUACCUCGAGGCACUUAAGGGACUCUGCCUCUUGAGGCACUUAAGGGACUCUGCCUCUUGAGGCACUUAGCUCGAGGCACUUAAGGGAGUGUGCCUCUUCAGCCACUUACCUUGAGGCACUUAAGAGACUCUGCCUCUUGAGGCACUUAAGGGAGUCUGCCUCUUGAGCCACUUACCUUGAGGCACUUAAGAGACUCUGCCUCCUGAGGCACUUAAGGGACUCUGCCUUUUGGGGCACUUAGCUCGAGGCACUUAAGCGUCGCCCGCUUGAGGCACUUGGCGUUGUGCCUUUUGAGGCACCACUCAAGCAUCACUUAGGCAUCCUUUAGGCACCACUUAAGCAUCACCUGAGCAUCACUUAAGGCUUCGCGGGUGCGUCCCUUAACGGUUUCGCGGGUGGGUCCCUUAACGGUUUCGCGGAUGCGUCCCUUAGCGGUUUCGCGGGUAUGCCCCUUAACCGUUUCGCGGUUGGCUCCCUAACGGUUUCGCGGGUAUGUUCCUUAACCGUUUCGCGGGUAUGCCCCUUAACCGUUUCGCGGGUACGCCCCUUAACGGUUUCGCGGAUGUGCCCCCCAACCGUUUCGCUGUUGUGGCCACUAGCGAUUGCGCGUGUCGCUACAUACGGAUUGACACCAAUAGACAGAGCCUUUGCAACUACAUCCCCCUGAGAAGAAGAGAAGAAGCGGCGUUUCCUUUGCAGAUAUUAAUGCACUCUUCACCUAACUCCGCUCUCUUCUACCCUAAAAACCUACCAUCCUACCUCCUACCAUCGUACCUCCCCAUUCCCUUUCAGGCAACUACGACCUUGUGGGCAGUUUGAUGCGGCAUGGAUUGAACCAUCCGGCGAACAAACGAAUGGAGUUCUACUGCGAUUUCAUUUGUCCUGGCUGGGCAGAUAAAAGUGAGUCAGAGCCUUUGUCCUUGUCAGGACUAGGAUGUGGAUUUUCCGCUGGAGAUGCAUCGAUUAUGGUUUUAGAGUAAAGAUAAAUAGAUGUAGAUUAAAAUAAUAUAGAUUAAGUUUUUUCGGUUUUUGUUUUUUCUAGUUAGAUAUGCUCCACCAACAAUAUAGAUUAAUAACAUAGAUUAGAUUAAUUUUUUGUUAUGUUUUUUAUCUAUCAACUUAUGAUAAUUUUGCUGGAGAUACAUCGAUUAUGGCAUCUAAUGGACGUAAAGAGCAUUUUACUACAUUUUAUCUCGUUUAGAGUUUUAAGAGCCUUUUAAUCGAAUAGGUUUUCUAAUUCCAAUCCUGUAGUAGGAAUGGAGGAUCGGGCUGUGAAGUACCUACUGCUACCAAGUCCUCACAAAGCGUUUACGCGAACGGAUUCGAUUCCGAGUCUACGCUUAGAGCUAGAGUGGACAAUGACAUUUGCCAACAACUACUGGAGUGGCUGCGCAACCAGUGGCUGCUUCUUCGAAAUUCUGCCUUCGGUCAACGGAUUCAGAGAGGUUUUAGUUAGCACCUGGUUCAACUAGUAAUUUGGGAUGAUGCUUCUAUCUUGUGCAACCAGCACGAUAAUGACUUUACUAGUACUUCCUGAUUUCGAAACAUCUUUAUCACCCUCUCUGUAACAAAGUUUUCGGUCAACACAACAAAAAGCUCCGAUCCUCAGGUAAUCGCCACUACGGUUCGCGAAAUAUGCGAGGUGGACAAUCCUGGUAUUUCUUCGCAGUUUACCUCAGAUCUUGGUAUGAGACCUCGGAAGAACGUAUUCCCACGUAGCGGUGUAGUGCUGACUCAUUUGCGCAGCAAUUAAGGCAACCGUUGACCCGUCCUCCGUACCAUCGUCCCUGGCUCUUUUUCGACUUGAAAAAGAUAAGCCAAGGAUGGACUCAUGGAUGCGAGCGCGGUAGCGCUAAAUCAAGACUUCAGGCUUAGCCAAUGCAGUUACUACGUGGGCGCUGCAAUCGCCAGAUGCGAAGGGAGUAGAUAGAUUGGCACUGUUCAAAGGACUCGUGAACGGAACGGGAUAUAUACCGACGUCUUUCUUAUGAUUGUCUUCGAGUACAGAUUUGAUCUUCAUGUCUAGCUUUUAUUCUCAACUUCUAAUGUUCGAACUAGCACCAGGUGUUCUCUCUGUUGGAACGGUGACGCUUCUACCAGGUGGGUCUUUGCCAGGUACUGUAAGUGACGGAGACGGCAAUCGCACACAGCUAGCAACGGCGAUAGCGGCUUUAGAUAUGGCUAAAGACCAUAUGUUGUUUGAGUUAAGUCUAGAUCUAUUCUGCGAAUUGUAAUGAAAAAUUUUAAUGGACUAAUAUCCAAACUAAACGUAAACCAAUACAUAGAACGUGUAUACUAAUUGUCAGACCACAUCAGCAGCUGUGUUCCUGCCUUCUCUAACCUCGACGGAACGAAUAACUGUACAGUGGCGACUCCGUGUACGUUUAAUAUGCGUGGUCCCCUCGUCACGGACAGAGAGUGCCCCACUGCGGGCUGUGACGUCGCCACCCUCGUUGCGGUAGUAGAGCUCACUGCAUUUCGUGCAGCACAAGAACCCUGUUUUUAUGAGAAAAAGUGUGUAUGUUUUCCUAAUGAAUGAUUCGAAGUUUUUGGAACAAAUAAUCCAAGCCGCCAAAUUUUGUUCUCCUCCCCUAAUCCUCAGAGCUCUUCACCUAUACUCAAGCGAAGGCGAAUGUCACUGGAACUUUACAAACUGCUGCAGACUGGGAAUUGGAUAGAAAGCGUCGCUUCGCUUUCGAGUUUCAACGGGCUUUGCAGUCUAGCACCAAUUUCAGGGGUCAAGCAGUGUUGAAAAUGCACCCACUUCAAGCGGAUUGCCACAUAGCGCAGAAGUUAAGAUGAUGUUUUCAGAAAGAUUGAUGAAGUAUGCAGGUGAGUGUUGACUAGGAGCUUUUACUCCAUGAUAAAUGUGAUAAUGAACAAACAAAAACCUUGAGGUUUGUAUUACUGUGACGUUUAAUUGAAGAAGCAAAGGAACUUUUUUUGCAUGUAUGCUACAAAUAUCGUACGAAUUAUUUCGGUAGGAAGAGAUGAAGAACAUCUGUUCGUAAAAGUUGUACGAGUUUCAGUAAAAGAAGCUUCCUGAAUCGCCAUCUAAAACUCAGUGAGACAGAAAUUGCUACAAAUCCGGGGUGCGUCUACUUGCGAGGCAACGCGUCAGACAACGCAUUCUUGACGCGCAGGCUCUAUCCGUCCAUUGGCUUGGUGAUUGGUUAUGCCACAAAGUGAAGCACAAACGAAUUCUCGUAGAUGAACGAAAGUGAGUGUCUUGUCGUAGAAAAGUUUCAUGACGAGAAAACUUGAGUUUAUAGUGGAGUCGAGACUUUCUAGGAAGAAAAAUUCCAUCCACCUGUACUCAGGCACCUUUUCAUGUUCUCACGGCUGCUUCCACGACAUUUGUAUCACCGCACACGAAUGCUCUGGCAGAGUAUCCUAAUGUUACGACAUCUUAGUAGUCGCCCGACGGGGCCAACUCUCACAACUUCCAGUGCCUUUACUCUCCCGCACGAAAGUGGUUUGUUCAAGAAACUAGUACUGAUGAAUAUGACGACUAGUUUUAUCAAUGUCGUACCUCUAGUACCCCAAAAACUAUCGUGUACUGAUAACAUAAGAGAAUAAGUGGUUUCAAACUCCAACCUGUACCUCGCUAACCAAAGAGUGGUAGGUCUUUUCUAUGAAUUUGCUGUGCGACGUCAAGCAGCGUGGACUACGAAAGAGAGAAUAUUAACGUCUUACCGAGCUUCUGGGAGUGGGACUAGUGGAACUGCAACAAUUUUGACGAAUGCAUUUAGUUAUGAUGCUUUUUGAAGUUAUUUCUUGACAUAACCCGAAGUAGCGGAAAAGCGACAAGAAGGAAAAGCGGUUUGCAUCGAUCUUCUCCUUCUUCUUUCUCCUCCUCUUCGUUAUGGAGAGGCACCGAUUCACUUUAGACUUUUCUUCCCAUGUUGAGUGAAAAUAUAUUUAGAUCCUUCUAAUCCCUCGAUCGCCUGAGUACGUUGUACACGCCACCGAGGUCAGCGCAGAUUGAACUAGUGUCGCCACUUGGUGAAGGCUUCGAUGAGGCGAAACAUUUUGCCGCUGUGCAGAGCUCAGUUCAAGGAUUAGCAUCCCAUCGCUUCGGAACCUAUCAAGAUAAUUUGUGUUAAGUCAGGGGUUAGAAAAUUUGUAGGAUGAGAAAAUAGUACAACAAGUUUGCUUAGCUACUGUUUCUUCAAGUUUGGAGUAUACGGAAGUGCAGAUGAGGACGCUGCAUCCACAGAAAUAUACUAGGGAUACGAAAAAUAAUACCACCAAGCACCGCUUGGCUUCGUCUCUUUUUUUUCCUUCUUUCAGUAUGAGGCAGAACGUGCAGCAAUAGAGCCAGCAGUAAAAGCAAGGAUGUCUGGGCCGCGAGCCAUGGUAACGAACAGCUUCGGAGAGCUUUUCAUCGCAGAAACGGGCUCGCAUCGCGUCAGGAAAAUAGAUCACAAUUGUAAGGUCCUGUGCAUUUUGAGUUGAUUUUUCUGCUUUGACGGACUAUCCAGAUCAACCAGUGGGAGAAGGUUGCUUAUUGGACAUGCAACACUUGAACUAGUUCGAUGAAGGCAGUAUUAUAAGGCAGAAGAGAAGAUAAGUAAUUUGUUGUUGGAAGGGCUACACGCUAGAGGUAAAAGCGAGCCGGUUGCUUUAUUUAGUGCUUUGAGCGAACAACACACUGCCUCCUUUGCCACCUCCACCUACUUCCUUCAGGGUCUACUAUUCAGACCGCGGUUUCGAAUCGGGGAACUGCGUACUUCAAGGGUGAUGGUGAGUUGGCGACGAGGGCCAUGCUAGACACACCAACGUCUGUCUACGUAGCAAAAGAGUCACCGGACUUGUUUUUAAGGACGGGGGGUUUCCCUUCUAGUUUUACCUGUAGUGGGAGACCGAGAUUUUCCAGAGUUUCACCUAGUGGGAGACCCUGUUUUCAUCUAUUUCUAGUGACAUUUUGCGUUCGUGAGUAGAGCACGUUGUUCUCAUUUUGUAUCACUUAGACGAGACUCUAAUCCCUGUAGCAGAUACCGGCAAUGAACGGAUACGGAAAGUGGAGGGCUUAGUGAGAGUGGACUCUUGUCCUGGCACGAGUGGACACUUUGAAAAAAUCACAAAGACAGUGGUACUGCUUCUGGAGACAGAUAGAUUACAGUUUUUUGUCGGAGGUACAUCAAGUUGUUUCUAGCUAGAAAAAAUGUUUGCAAGUACAAUACCGUUAUAAUAGGUGAACAACAUGAAAUGAUACGUGGGGAGUCAGUAUAUCGUGAAAAUUGGCUUCUAGCUACAGGUUUGUAAUUAUGAACACGGCAUCAUGUUCGUUUCCUGAUUUACUCUCUGUACAAGCAACACCGGAGAAUCCUCAAUCAACAUCUCAGAAUCCUACCUACGAUUUCGCGGAAACGGACGAGCGACGUUACCUCGAUAUCCUAAGAUGGAACUACGCGAAGAUUACAGCCCGUUGCCUGCCACAAUCUGGUUUCCGGAAGGACAUAGAGAAAGACUGGUGUGCUACAGGGUCCCAGGUGACGUCGCCAGCACAAAGCUACACAGUAGAGAUCGAUCGCGCAGUCGAUUUUUGCUCUUCACUUUAUGGCAUAUGAAUGGAUGAAUUGCAUUAGAGCAGUGUGCAUCCUUUGUUGGUGAUAAACAAACUACUGAAAUAACCGAGUUACCGAGUGAAAUAAGGGAGGUAGCUUUGACAGGGCUACUCUUCCUUGUUCAGUAUCUCGCUCACUUUCAGUAGUUACUCGCUUAUUUCAGGUUUUCGAGUAGUAACGUCUACAAGUGUAGUUGUACAAGCAUCCAACCUUUUAUCACAGUGCAUUCCACUCGUCAAGAGCUUUCUAGCACUCUAUCCGUUCCUUCCGCAAUGAGAUCCUUCCGUGUCCAUCCUGCCAUUAUUCCCCGUCAGUUUUACCAUUCAUACACCCUGUGCGCGAAGUAACGCGGGAAGUGUAGGAGCGGCGGCGUUUUGUCAGACCUCGCUUUGCCAGAAUUUCGUUGUCACAACAGGGACAGAAAACAGCACAACCAAUGUGUGCGGAGGGGUCCCGACUGGGUCAACGAUUAUGGACAAACUUUAACUUGGACCUGUCACUAUUGGAGUUGAAGAAGUUCUUGUGUAUCAACCUAUCUCUGAGAUCAUAUUUAAGGCAAGGCACUCCUCUUGAUCUUACAUUAUCUUUCACCGUCACUUGUGUUAUUUUUUUUUUGAUCUUCCACUUCUAAUUUUUUUCAGUGCCAAAAAAACAGUACCUUUGCAGCGGAACUCGAGACAACGUUCCAGCGUGUGGCACAACCAGUUACCGACCUUCUUUCGAACGCAUUGUCUAGUCUCUGGAGUCGUGCCUCGAUUCUACCUGCAUUUACGGCUUUUUACUUGUGAUCAUUAAAACUAGAGUGGAUGCACGGACUAUCCCUUCCACGACAGGGGGAGCCUUCAUUUUAAUGAUAAGAACUAGAAAACUUACCCUCCUAUACUUCAUAUCCUUGGCGCAAGUAAAAUUAGCCGCAAACACCAAAGUCCGGCAAAUUCUAAGCAUCCGCCCACGCACCCAGUAUGCCCAUUAGCAGACUUUGGCUACGACAGCGCAGUCGGGACCUCUGCGAAGCUUCCGCUUUUUGAUGUACUAGCGCAUCUCGUGUACGACCGAUUAGCGGGAUCCACGAAAGCAACACUUUACGGAAAGAAUGAGUAGGUCUACUCCUAAGUAGCUAGAAGUAGUAAGUUAUAUUCGUAAUGCAGUAAUCUCAUGUAAAUCCUGUCUCGCUUCCUUGAUCCUUACGCAGUUCCAAAAUUCCCAAUCUGUCCGCUGUUUCUGCAUGAUGUUCCUCGUCGUUUGAAGAUCUUAAAACUUGCAGCCUAUCGCCUUCCAAGCCUUCCGAUGAUGUGAAUACUAUGGCGCAAGUCUAGAAGUCCAGCACUCUCCUGAUGAUGAUCACGCCCCUGGUGCUCGCUGUUGUUUCAAAGUCACAACCUGCAUCGUUUCGGCUUUCGCUCGUGUUUUCACUCAAAAAGUAAAUUGAUGAUCACGCCCCCGGCACUCUUUCAAAGUAAUGGACUCCCUUCGCCUCUUCUUGUUUCUGGUGCUGUUUAGAAAUGUGAAAAAUGUGAAUUGAUGCAUUUUUAUGAUUUUCCCCGAUCCUUAUGGUAUUACUGUCGUAAAGUAAUGGACUAUUUUUACUUGUGUGGCCUUUACGCCUGCCCGCUGCUACGAUUGCGCCGGACUGACCUUUAGUCGGUUCCUUGAGAGAAAAGGAAAACGCCGAGAGAACCACUAAGCCACAGCCCUAGGCUUUUCGCGUAAGUGAAGUUUUGGAGUAUCAGUGCGAAGCUACCAGUCUAGUUGUUGUGAUACUAACACUAGGACCAACAGAGUCAUCCGAGAGUGCUAGCUACGGACCUAGGUGAAGCGCAGCUGAAGCGGGAUGCAGCAUCCAGAAACUUUUAACUUUAAUAACACAAAUCUUCACAGCUCUAAUGCUUCCUGAAGAAAAUUAGAGAAGGCCUUUGUCCUACCACAGUGGAUGGUCUGACCAGC
Amoebophrya sp. A25 is the source of this 9376-nucleotide messenger RNA. The record is from the annotation of a GenBank genome assembly. Lineage: Eukaryota; Dinophyceae; Syndiniales; Amoebophryaceae.